Molecule: messenger RNA, 1179 nt
Organism: Octodon degus (degu)
Lineage: Eukaryota; Metazoa; Chordata; Mammalia; Rodentia; Octodontidae
Gene: Mrpl44
Product: mitochondrial ribosomal protein L44
Exons: 5
Coding region: 50-1039 (329 amino acids)
Biological process (GO): rRNA processing; regulation of gene expression; primary miRNA processing
Cellular component (GO): nucleus
Molecular function (GO): double-stranded RNA binding; ribonuclease III activity
Source: RefSeq, a predicted model, not a curated record
CACCGGUCCGACCUUUUUCCUUCCACCCUCCAUUGCUUUCUUCUUAGCGAUGGCGUCCGGUCAUGGCUUGGUGAGGCUGCUCCAGCUGGGCCCUCGCGGCCUCUUGGCUCCAGCCGUCCCCAGCGUGCUAGGGCCGUGGACGCGUGGCCUGAGGAUGUCCCGGACAGUGGUGUCCGGCUGCUGCCCCCGACACAUUAGGAUUCCCCUUUCAUUUUUCCCUUCAGAGAAGCCCAACUGGGAUUACCAUGCUGAGGUACAAGCUUUUGGACACCGGUUACAGGAAACCUUUUCCUUAGAUCUUCUUAAAACUGCAUUUAUUAAUGACUGCUAUAUUAAAAGUGAAGAGGCAAAACGUCAGAAGCUUGGCAUUGAGAAGGAAAGUAUUCUUCUGAAUCUUAAAGAUAAUAAAGAACUAUCUGAACAGGGGAUUUCUUUUUCACAAACAUGCCUCACACAAUUUCUUGAAGAUGAGUUUCCAGACAUGCCCGCUGAGGGCAUCAGAAGUCUGGUUAACUUUCUUACUGGGGAAGAAGUCGUGUGUCAUGUGGCCCGGAAUUUGGCUGUGGAGCAGCUGACGCUGAGCGCAGAGUUUCCAGUCCCUCCGCCUGUGUUGCAGCAGACUUUCUUUGCAGUAAUUGGAGCCCUGCUGCAGAGCAGCGGACCUGAAAGGACUGCCCUUUUCAUCAGGGACUUCUUAAUUACUCAGCUGACUGGAAGAGAACUUUUUGAGAUGUGGGAGAUAAUAAACCCCAUGGGACUGCUGGUAGAAGAAUUGAAGAAGAGAAACAUUACACCUCCGGAAUCUAGACUUACUAGGCAGUCUGGAAGCACCACAGCUUUGCCUUUGUAUUUUGUAGGCUUAUACUGUGAUAAAAAAUUGAUUGCUGAAGGACCUGGGGAAACAGUAUUGGUUGCAGAGGAAGAAGCUGCUCGAGUGGCUCUUAGAAAACUAUAUGGGUUCACUGAGAAUAGAAGGCCCUGGGACUAUUCCAAGCCCAAGGAGAACUGCAGAGUGAAGACCAUCAGCACUGCCAGCUGACCCAGCCAGAGACACAGCGCCCUGACCUGUGAGCAAAACCAGGGCCAAGUGCGGAAGUGUUCCAAGCCAAACAGUUUCCAAGUGUAAAUAAAUGUCUUUUCAUAUUGUGUUCCUAAAAUUAAAUGUGUGUUUGGUCAGAA